AUGGCGGAAUUUACACCCCCUGAUCGGACUUUAGGCCGUGCCUUUUUGUUUCUGUUUUUCUAUUAUGCAGUAGUAAUAGUCGGGAAUGGAUUUCCCAGCGUAUGGACAGGCGCUCAAGCUCGCAGCCUGACUGGAUGGCCUGAGUCCCUGCGUGAAUGA
This is a messenger RNA of Penicillium expansum, 159 nucleotides long. RefSeq lists its product as uncharacterized. The transcript has 2 exons. Lineage: Eukaryota; Fungi; Ascomycota; Eurotiomycetes; Eurotiales; Aspergillaceae. The record is from RefSeq and is a predicted model, not a curated record. Bases 1 to 159 code for a protein of 52 amino acids.